AUGACGGGGGAACACGGAGAACCAGCGCAGCUUCUGCAGACACUCAGCGGCAGCAGUCAUUCAUCAGUCCGUCUGUCCUGCAGCAUCAGCAGCAUCAGCAGCAUCAUGACGCUCCGGCUCCUGCUCUGGGUGUGUGUUUUCAGUCCGGCGUGUUCUUGGCACGACUUGGACAACAGCGAGUUCGACUGCUGGCCACUAGAGGGACCCAACGAGUUCAACAUGGUGGAGUGUGGAGGUCUGGAGAUGUCCUGGGUGCUGCGGCCCCCCGAGGAGGUGAAGAGCGGGGAACCGUUCAGCGUCGUCUACUCCGUCUCGGCCCGGGACUCCUUCUACCAGUGGGCCGUCCAGAACCAGGUCUUCCCCCGCAGCUCGGUCCCCGACACGGCGGCGGCCCGGAGGUUUUGCCAGGACCAGGACUGUCCGGCCGACUGGAAGGACGCCGACGGGGAAAACUGCUGCAUCCACCACGCCAACGUGCACUCCUGCCCCCUGGGAUACCUGGCGACUGAGAGCAUCUGCGGCCCCUGGAUCCCCGACGACGGGAAGAUCUUCACCCACACAAUCUCCACGUCGGGCCGGAUGACGCAGCACAACUGGACUGCUAAGGUGGUUCUGAUCCAUCCAGGUCUGACGUCUCUCAUCGCUCACAUCCGAGUGGGUAACAUGCAGGCCGCCCUGGAGGCCAAGAGCACCGUCCUCCCUGCCGUCGUUUGUGGCGACGGUGUCUGCGAGGAGGCGGAGCUUUGUUCCACCUGUCCGGCCGACUGCGGCGACUGUCCCAUGAGCCCCGUCACCAAGCUAGCCAUCGGGCUGCCACUCGGCAUGCUGGUCCUGUCCCUCGCCCUGACGGCGGUGUGGCUGAGGUACCAGAAGGAGAAGCUGCUGUGGGACGAGAGCUGGAUCAUCGACUUCUUCACCAUCAAACACGACCAGGAGACUCGGCUGACGACGGGCAGCAUCAUCAGCGUUCCUGCGGGGAACAGCGACAGCAACGCGAGCUGCGUCACGGCGCUCAGCUCCUGCACCGGACAACCGGGAACCAGGAGGACCCCGUUCACCUGCACCGGGAUCUAUGACGGCAGGACAGUCGCCAUCAAGAAGAUCCAGACCAAAACCUUCUCUCUGUCCAAGACCAUCAGACAGGAAGUCAAGCAAGUCAGGGAACUCGACCAUCCAAACCUCUGCAAGUUCGUCGGCGGCUGCGUGGACGCCCCCAACGUUGCCAUAGUAACAGAGUAUUGCCCCAAGGGCAGCCUGAACGACGUGCUGCUGAACGAGGAGAUUCCCCUCAACUGGGGCUUCAGGUUCUCCUUCGUCAUGGACGUGGCCAGAGGGAUGUCGUACCUGCACCAGCACCGGAUCUGCCACGGACGCCUCACGUCCCUGAACUGUGUGGUGGACGACCGCUGGGUCUGCAAGAUCACAGAUUUCGGCCUGAGCUCGUACCGCCGGCUGGAGGGGGCGGAGCCUCCGUCCAGCUACCAACAGCGGCUGCAGGAGGUUCACCUGCCGCCGGAGUUCCAGAGCUGCAGCCCGGAGCCCACGCUGGCUGGAGACGUGUUCAGCUACUCCAUCAUCCUGCUGGAGGUGGCGACACGCAGCGACCCCGUCCCGGCGGAGGAGUCCGGCCUGGAGAGUUCCUGGUGCCCCCCCCUCCCGGAGCUGAUCUCCAGCAGGGCCGACAGCACCUGCCCCUGCCCGGCGGACUACGUGGAGCUGAUUCGCCGGUGCCGCGCCCACAGCCCCGCCCACCGCCCCACCUUUGAGCAGAUCAGGAAGUUCGUCCACCGAAUCAACCCCGUCAAAGUCAGCCCGGUGGACCUGAUGAUGACGCUGAUGGAGAAGUACAGCAAACACCUGGAGUCUCUGGUGGCCGAACGAACGCAGGACCUGAUGCACGAGAAGCAGAAGACGGACCGACUGCUGUACAGUAUGCUGCCCCGGCAGGUGGCCGACGACCUUCGUCAGGGGAAACUGUCGGAGGCCCAGAGCUACGUCAGCGCCACCGUCUUCUUCAGCGACAUCGUGGGCUUCACCCAGCUCUCCAGCAGCUCCACCCCCUACCAGGUGGUGGAGCUGCUCAACAAGCUCUACACCACCUUCGACGACAUCAUCGACAACCACGACGUCUACAAGGUGGAGACCAUCGGAGACGCCUACAUGGUGGUGUCCGGCGUCCCCCGGGAGAACGGGAUCCUCCACGCCUCCGAGGCGGCCAGUCUGGCCCUGGACCUGCUGGACGUCUGCAGGACCUUCAGGAUCCCCCACCGGCCCGGGACCGGCCUGCAGAUCCGGGCCGGGAUCCACUCCGGUCCGGUGGUGGCCGGAGUGGUCGGUACCAAGAUGCCGCGCUACUGCCUGUUCGGUGACACGGUCAACACGGCGUCCAGGAUGGAGUCCACCAGUCUGGCCCUGAAGAUCCAGUGCAGCUCCAGCACCUUCUACCUGCUGGAGGAGCUUGGCGGCUACGUCCUGGAGUGCAGGGGAGUCCUGGAGGUCAAGGGGAAGGGAGACAUGGUCACCUACUGGCUGGAGGGCAAGAGGACCGGCCUGGACCCAAAACCCGGUACCAGGACCGGUACCAGGACCAGCAGGAACUUCACCAAGGAGACGGAGCUGUUCUCGUCCAUGCCGGGGUUUCUGGAUGAGGACCUGCUCAUGGACCGGGCCUGA
Molecule: messenger RNA, 2673 nt
Organism: Cololabis saira (Pacific saury)
Lineage: Eukaryota; Metazoa; Chordata; Actinopteri; Beloniformes; Belonidae
Product: atrial natriuretic peptide receptor 2
Exons: 24
Coding region: 1-2673 (890 amino acids)
Biological process (GO): cGMP biosynthetic process; receptor guanylyl cyclase signaling pathway; intracellular signal transduction
Molecular function (GO): ATP binding; guanylate cyclase activity; protein kinase activity
Source: RefSeq, a predicted model, not a curated record